AUGUAUCUAAUUCGAAUUCUGAAUAUUUUACAUUUACUACUAUUCCUGGAGUUCAGCGAAUGCGUUGAUAAUACAGUGUCGAAGAACAGUGACUUUGACUACCUACUUUAUUCCCAAAGAUGGCCUAUUACAGAUUGUCUGGAAUGGAGGGACAAAAACGAAACAAACGAAUGCAAUAUGCCGAAACAACGAAAUUCCUUCCUUGUACAUGGUUUGUGGCCAACGAAAAAUGGUACAAGUGGUCCGAAUUAUUGCAAGAGCAACAUAACUUUCGACAUUCGAGAACUAGAUCCGCUAAUCGACGAUUUGAAUGAACAUUGGACUAACAUUGAGAAUGGGACUGAUUCCUAUGAUUUUUGGAGUCACGAGUGGCAAAAGCAUGGGACUUGUGCUAGCAUCUUGCCUCAGUUCGGAAGUGUUUAUGACUAUUUCGAUAUAUCCUUGGAUUUAAACUUACUGUAUGAUUUAAGUGGAGUUUUAUCUAGCAUGGGUAUAGUGCCAAGAGAAGAGAGUUAUGAAAUUGAUGAUUUUAUCAGUGCUUUAUUUUAUAAAUUCAAAAGUACCACACAAAUUAAUUGUAUUAUAGAUUCUGCGGAUAGAGCAUUGCUGAGUGAAAUAAGAAUAUGUUUCGACAAAAGUCUUCAGGUGAUUGACUGUGUACCAAUGGGGGUGAAUCCAAAGAGAAUGCAAAGGAAGGACUUCUAUAUUUUACUUAAGAGAUAA
This is a messenger RNA of Coccinella septempunctata (seven-spotted ladybird), 723 nucleotides long. Its product is annotated as ribonuclease Oy-like. Gene Ontology annotation, cellular component: extracellular region. Lineage: Eukaryota; Metazoa; Arthropoda; Insecta; Coleoptera; Coccinellidae. Gene Ontology annotation, molecular function: RNA binding; ribonuclease T2 activity. Gene Ontology annotation, biological process: RNA catabolic process. Bases 1 to 723 code for a protein of 240 amino acids. The record is from RefSeq and is a predicted model, not a curated record. The transcript has a single exon.